This is a messenger RNA of Eriocheir sinensis (Chinese mitten crab), 1992 nucleotides long. RefSeq lists its product as uncharacterized. NCBI's taxonomy places the organism in Eukaryota, Metazoa, Arthropoda, Malacostraca, Decapoda, Varunidae. Gene Ontology annotation, cellular component: membrane. The coding region runs from base 119 to 1198 and encodes 359 amino acids. The record is from RefSeq and is a predicted model, not a curated record. The transcript has a single exon. Gene Ontology annotation, molecular function: glutamate-gated receptor activity.
ACCGCCCCGAGGUAAGGAGUGGCGAGCGUCAGUCUUGCUUUGUGCUGGGCGCGGCAAGAACGUCAACCUUUCCUUCACGACCACUGACGUUACCACCUCUGCUUACUUUGCACUGACCAUGGUGGCAGCAGCAGAAGCAGCCUUGGCUUUGCACUUAAGAUUGGGCUUCCUCCUCCUUGCGGUCAGCACUUUAGCCGCCAGCAAGGGGCAGCUGAAGGUGCUGAGCGAGGUGCUGUCUGGCCCCGUCCGCGGGAGGCCGCUGGCGCUGCACCUGGACGCCUCCCUUUCGGCAGACGAACGACGGGCGGUCGUGGGCGUGGAGGCGGUGCGCCGCACGCCGCACCUCACCCUUACCCAUGACUUUAACUGCAGCCGGCGGCCGGCGGCGCCCACUGGGGACUUCUUCACCUCCUCCACGGUACUGCACGUGGUGCUGUGGCUCACGCCACGGCCCGAGCUGCUGCAGGAGCUGUGGCUAAACUGGAAGCCUCACAACUUGCUGCUCUUCAGCCUGGGUCCGUCUCCCGGCACCGACCUGCUGCGGCACGAGGCGCUCAGCGGCGUGGAGAAUGUGGCGCUCAUCGGGCACCUCACGGCCCAGGCGGACCCACGCCCCGACGCCCUCGGGGUGUACACUGUACUGCCCUUCUCUCCCGGCGGCGUGCGGCUCCUCGGCCCGUGGCGGCGCGAGGCCUUCGCUAGCUGGGAGGCGCUCUUCCCGGACCGGUUCCCGUCCUUCGAGGGAUACACUUUUCACAUUGCUUCUUGGAUGAAAGACACACCAUUUUUAUACCAAAAUGAACUGAAUCCUCAAAAUGGAGAAGGAGUGUUUGCAGAGUUACUGAAAGUCCUGUCGGUGAAACUGAACUUUACCUAUACAGCAACGACUGUUUCCACGGACUGCAAUUGGGGCGCCCUGUCUAACGGCUCUUGGAACGGUCUUAUGGGAAUGGUGGAAAGGGGAGAGAAAAAUUUUACAAUAAACCAACUUUUCCUCACCUACGAACGUGGCAGAGACUUUGACUUUUCCUCCUCCCUGCAAGUGAUCGGGUUCGGUGCUUCCCUACGUCGUCCGGCACCACUGCCAUUCUGGACGAGCCUGUGGCGGCCGCUGCAGCCAGCCGUGUGGGCCGCUGUGUUAGCAUGCCUCGUGACCGUCAUACUGCUCGCCAAAAUAAAGGUAGGGACCUUCAGGUGAUGUCAACUAACCUCGGGUAUUGGAAAUGCUUUUCCAAAUUUUAUUUCUAGUCAUCUUUGCAGGAGGGUGAGCAUGGCUGCCGUGGGCACGGGGAAACAACGUGCGGGGUGGCAGAGUUGUGGCUGGAGUUGUACCGCGCCUUGGUGUGCCAGAGUGCCCCCACCCUGCCGAGGGCACUGUGGCAGCGGGUGUUCUUGGCCGUGUGGUUGUUCUGUUGCUUGGUCAUCACCGCCGUUUACACCGGCAGCCUGGUGGCCACCUUUACCAAUCCUGCCUUCCAUCGGCGCCUCGGCUCACUGGACCAGUUCGUCGACAGCAGUUUCAGGUGACUCUUCCGCAUUGGUGUACACAGUGGUGCAUGGUUCUCAAGCAGAGUCUAUCCUUCAUAGUUCACCGACGUUGUUUAAAGGCCACUUUCAACUUUCAACGAAAAAAUAUUUUCAACCAAUGUUGCUCUCUCUCAUCUCAUCUCAGCUCAUCUCCAAGAUUAAACCUCCUGCACCCCUAGACUGGCUGUUCCCGACUCGAACAACGUGAUUUCGGUGACACUGAAGACGAGCAAACAUCCGCUGUACGUCAGCCUCAGGCAGAAGAUGGACCUUAUGCCCUCAUGUCCGGAGCGGUGCCUGGAAGCGGCCGUGGGCGGUUCUCACGCCUUCGUGGACAGCAUCCCAACCAGUAUAAUUCUGAUGGGGAGAGCGCUGGGGGUAAGUGGAGACUGGCUCAGUGCUUGUAAUUUUGAGAAUUCAUUAUCUUAAAUAUUAUGUUCAACAACAUUAACAACGAUGAAGGGA